UGCACGAAUCCCUCCUAAAAAGCCAGAAGUAACCAGAAGAUCCAUCAUCUCAGAUAAAUACACACUGAAGGAGAAUAUGUUGAUUUACGGUGGGUGUUUACUGGGAAUGUGUGCAAUGGUGUUUGUGUUCAUCAGAACCGGAUCCAGUACAGAGCAGAUGAACCUGGCAGCUUUACUUCGUAGUCUCUCUUCAGGAUAUAUGAAAGACCUUCAAGCUCGAGAAGAAAGCAACAAAUUGCAUGAAAAUGUCAAAGUUGGUGCUUUAGGGCCCAAGGUGCUCACUAAAGAUGGAAGCAUCCAGGGUAUGAUGGUGGACGAGUGUUAUAUUUUUUACGGGAUACCAUUUGCUGAUCCACCUGUGGCUACGUCCCGCUGGAAACCUCCUCGCAGGGUCACUCCGUGGCAAGGGGUGUAUGACGCCACCUAUCCCAGAGCAGCUUGCAUGCAGGCCUGCGUUGGACCUCUUUCUGAUGAAUGUCCGAAGAAGGUAAGUGAAGAUUGUUUGUACCUGAACGUUUUCGUUCCACUGAGCGUUAACUUCACAGCUCCACUUCAUAAACUUUUACCCGUCAUGGUUUGGAUCCACGGUGGCGACUUCAUCGCAGGCUCUGCCUCCAAACCACUUUAUGACUCACGAUACAUCAGUAACUUCACACAAACCGUGGUUGUGAGCGUGGCCUACCGUCUGGGGGCUUUUGGAUUUCUGGUAUCUGGUAAAGACCCAAAGACAUCAGCAGUUGGGAAUUAUGGGAUUUUGGAUCAGCAGGCAGCUUUGCUCUGGGUCCAGCAGAACAUUGCUGUGUUUGGGGGCGACCCAAACAGGGUGACGAUUUUUGGAGAAAGCGCCGGAGCUCAGUCAGUCAGUCUCCAUCUUAUGAUUCAAAGCAGUAAGCCGCUCUUCAAACAGGCUGUUCUCCAGAGCUUACCGUUCUCUAUUCCUCUUAAAACACGGCACGAGUCUCUGAGGUUAGGACGGAACUUUGCUAAGAUGUCCAACUGUUCAUUGACGGACAUCACAUGUCUGCUGUCUCUGAGCCCUGGGGCGGUUCUAACUGCACAGAUCAAAUCCAGCUCAAAGGUGGUGAACCCGUUUCGCUUUCUGGAGUCGUUUGAAAUCUGGGGGCCUUUUAUUGAUGGAGAACUGAUCCAGGAGCAGUCAGGGACGGCCUUUCAGAAGGGACACUGGCAAAAGGAGAAACCAGUGCUGCUUGGGACCACUUCAGAGGAAGGUGUCAUCUUUGUGUAUGGGGUCUUUACUAAGCCUGUGUCGCCGGUUGAGUGCACUAUCUACACAACAGCCAUAUUUAAACAGCAUGCCAUCAAAAUCCUGCGCAAAUAUUUUCCUCUCUACAAAGACACAGACCGCAGGGACAUGUUAGCACAGAUCGUUACUGAUUACAUCUUCCUGUGCCCGUCCCGAAGAUCCGCCCGUGCUGGAGUUCUGUCAGGAAGUUCAGUGUGGAUGUAUGUGUUCGAUCACAUCGCCAGUGAUCCUCGAGUGUGGUCGGGUCUGACGUUUUGUUAUCAACACGUGUGUCACGGUGCUGAACUGCCGUUUCUGUUUGACUCCGCCCCCGUGGCAAAUUUCACUCUUACUCAACCUGAACAUCUGUUGUCCAAUCGCAUGCUGUGCUACUGGGGUGCUUUUGCCCAUGCGGGUGACCCCGGGUCACAUACUGACAUGAGCCCGUUCUGUCAGCAGCAACGCCUGCCAUCAUGGCCGCGCUAUGAGACCAACAGCGGUUGGCUAGUAAUGAAUCUCACAGUGCAUUCACACGCACAAACCGGAUCACGCAAUGACAUCUGCGAUUUCUGGGACAAACUUGGGAUCUAUCCAUAGAAACACAAAAUCACUAAUGAAAUCUAUUUCUCAGAGACAGCAGUGAAAUACAAUUCAGCCUGUGAAAACCUCAUUUUCAUGAUUUAUUGUUUUCUACAUAAAUUCAUCCUAUAUAAUGUAAAGAAAGUAGAACCUUGAUAUCUUUAAUAUUGACUGAAAUCAAAGAAUGAAAUCAAACUCUGACGCUCCUAAGCUACAAGGGGUUAAUUUCAUUCGUCACGCAGAAUAAUGCGGUUCUCCAUCACCGCAAGAGCUGCAGAAGAUCAGCCGCACCUGUCUAGCAUUUAAAUGAAGAUGUUUGCACACCACAGUGAUCUUUGCAGGCCACACGCAGGAUUUAAAUCAUGAUGCGUCAGUCCUCAGACACGCCUCCUUCAUCUCCUGUGUGAUUCCACAUGAAUGAAUUAAGAAGGGCUGAAUGAAAUCGAUUGCUCAUCAAGCGUUAACUAUAUCUGCAGCAGUGGACAAACAAGUACUGUAUGUGUGUGCACUCGCAAGAUCAUUUGUGUGUAGAUGGCCAAUUAAAAACAGAUGACACCAGCAGACACAUCAAACCGCAGUACCAUGCAAACGAGAUCCUGCUCACCCGUGUAUGUUGCCAUGCAGAUAUGCUUGUGUCCAGGGAGAGUUCAAGUAUCUGUCAUCAAUACACAUUAUCACAAACGCAGAAACCAAUACAACACAUUAGAUGAAAUGAAAUGAGGACAGCGUCAGGAAAAAAUAAUCAUGCACUGUGUAUCUGCAGUAUGUAGACAGUCUGGUUAAUUUCAGCUGGUCUCUGUGUAUAAAUGAUGAUGACCCUGGAGCGAAGAUAUCAAGCAGUAAAUGCAACAUCUCCAUCAGGAACCUCUGGGCAGUUACUGCAUCUGAUCUCUGACACUUUGAUUUGUCUGUGAUUUCAUCAUUGCCUACAGUCACAAUGUCCUCUUCAAUUUCAAUAAAAUGCAAACGGAGCAAAGACAGAAGAGAACAGCAGAAGUGAAGACAACAAAUGUCUGCCCCAGAUGAUCACAAGCAAAUAUAAAUACAUACAGUAUACUGUAAUAGAUUAAACCGAGCAAAUUCUCAAACAUCUCAGAUUUUACUCUUUAUAUUAUCUGUUAGAAAAAUCUCAAAUAAUGUGUUCAGAUUUUCCAAAACAAUAAAGUCUGUAAUAAACGUAAAUGUGAUUUAGACAUUUACAAUCAAGUCUUCUGAAAGCAAAUAGUCAGAGCUCUCCACACUAAUUUAAAGCUAGACCUAUAUU
Messenger RNA from Paramisgurnus dabryanus, 3086 nucleotides. Lineage: Eukaryota; Metazoa; Chordata; Actinopteri; Cypriniformes; Cobitidae. The record is from RefSeq and is a predicted model, not a curated record.